AUGAGCGACAACGAACACCGCAUACGCCUCGUUCUACUCGGCGGCGCUGGCGUCGGCAAGAGCUCCAUCAUCAGCCGUUUCCUCUACAACAAAUACACGGAAAAGUACAAAAGCACAGUGGAGGAUCUGUACAACCGCGACUACGAGAUCGGCCAGAUCACCCUCAAAGUCGACAUCUUGGACACGGCCGGAGACUUCCAAUUCCCCGCCAUGCGAAGACUCUCCAUCGCAAACGCACACGCCUUCCUCAUUGUUUACUCCAUAAGUAGUUCCCAGUCGUUCGAAACCGUCCGCCAGUGCAUUGAGGAGAUCAAAGAGCAGCGCGUUGACUUCGAGGACAUCCCCAUCGUCAUCGCAGGCAACAAGAUGGACCUCGAGGUGGAGCGGCAAGUCUUCAAGGAGGACGUCACGGAGUGGAUCUACAGAGAGCUCCAGAGAUUCAGUUUCUCCCAUUUCCCCCAUUUCACCUGUGGAGUGGCGCUAGCUGCUCCGGAAACCCACUCUCGAUCCCAGACAUAA
Molecule: messenger RNA, 519 nt
Organism: Penaeus vannamei (Pacific white shrimp)
Lineage: Eukaryota; Metazoa; Arthropoda; Malacostraca; Decapoda; Penaeidae
Source: RefSeq, a predicted model, not a curated record